Messenger RNA from Myodes glareolus (Bank vole), 4714 nucleotides. NCBI's taxonomy places the organism in Eukaryota, Metazoa, Chordata, Mammalia, Rodentia, Cricetidae. The record is from RefSeq and is a predicted model, not a curated record.
CAAAUAAUGGGGCCUAGACAUGUCCCCUCCCUUGUGUGCUUCUGGUGUCUUGCUUUCCUUCCAUCUCUUUGGUGAGGCCGAACGUGGACUUAAAAAAAAAUAGCAAAGCAGAAAGAGAAAGCGAUCACUCCGACCCCUGGCUUCCGCGCCGCCGGGGAGGGGGCGGAGAAGCUGAGCCAGGCAGAGUCGCUCAGCACCCAGGCGACUCGCGAGUGGCGCGGAGCGACCAGGCUCGCCUUUCUUCUUCUUUCCCCACCGCCUCCUUUUCCCCCCUUCUCUCUUUUCUGCUGGAGGGGGGUGGGGAUAGGGAAGAGAGAUAGAGAAAGGAAAUUUUUUUUCGAAGCAUCCGAGCCAGUGAACCAGCUUGCGGCGGCCCAUGGCUUCGCUGUACCAAAGGUUCACCGGCAAGAUCAACACCUCGCGCUCCUUUCCGGCGCCCCCGGAGGCCAGUCGCCUCCUGGGUGGCCAGGGGCCGGAGGAGGACGCGGGUCCGAAGCCCCUAGGGCCGCAGGCGCAAGCGGCGGCGCCCCGGGAGCGUGGCGGUGCGGGUGGCCGGCCCCGGUUCCAGUACCAGGCUCGGAGCGACUGUGACGAGGAGGACGAGCUGGUGGGGAGUAACCCUCCGCAGAGGAACUGGAAGGGAAUCGCAAUCGCCCUGCUCGUCAUCCUGGCCAUCUGCUCCCUGAUCGUCACCUCCGUCAUCCUGCUGACACCAGCGGAAGAUACUAGUCUGUCUCAGAAGAAGAAGGUGACUGUGGAAGAUCUUUUCAGUGAAGAUUUCAAAAUCCAUGACCCGGAGGCAAAGUGGAUAAGCGAUAAAGAAUUCAUCUAUAGAGAACGGAAAGGGAACGUCAUACUGCGGAAUGUUGAAACCAAUAAUUCUACAGUUUUAAUAGAAGGCAAAAAAAUUGAAUUCUUAAGAGCCGUCAGAUACGAAAUAUCCCCGGAUAGAGAGUAUGCGCUGUUUUCCUAUAACGUGGAACCGGUUUAUCAACACUCCCACACUGGAUAUUAUGUCCUGAGCAAAAUUCCUCAUGGGGACCCUCAGAGUCUGGACCCACCAGAAGUCAGCAAUGCAAAGCUUCAGUAUGCAGGGUGGGGUCCGAAAGGCCAGCAGCUGAUAUUUAUCUUUGAGAACAACAUCUACUACUGCGCACAUGUUGGGAAGCAGGCGAUCCGAGUGGUCUCCACGGGGAAGGAGGGUGUGGUCUACAAUGGCCUCAGCGACUGGCUCUAUGAAGAGGAGAUUUUGAAGAGCCACAUCGCGCAUUGGUGGUCACCAGAUGGCACGAGGCUCGCCUAUGCUACCAUCAAUGACUCUCGGGUUCCUGUUAUGGAGCUGCCGACGUACACAGGCUCUGUCUACCCCACUGUGAAGCCCUACCACUACCCUAAGGCUGGCAGUGAAAACCCCAGCAUCUCCCUCCAUGUCAUCGGCUUGAGUGGACCCACCCACGACCUGGAGAUGAUACCACCUGAUGACCCUCGCAUGAGGGAGUAUUACAUCACCAUGGUGAAGUGGGCCACCAGCACCAAGGUUGCUGUGACCUGGCUGAACCGAGCCCAGAAUGUGUCCAUCCUGACCCUCUGUGACGCCACCACGGGUGUCUGCACUAAGAAACAUGAAGAUGAAAGUGAAGCUUGGCUCCACAGACAGAAUGAAGAACCUGUGUUCUCCAAGGAUGGCCGCAAGUUCUUCUUUGUCAGAGCGAUCCCACAAGGGGGCCGGGGGAAGUUCUACCACAUCACCGUGUCUUCGUCCCAGCCCAACAGCAGCAAUGACAACAUCCAGUCCAUCACCUCUGGGGACUGGGAUGUGACCAAGAUCCUGUCCUAUGAUGAGAAGCGGAACAAGAUCUAUUUCCUGAGCACAGAGGAUCUGCCGCGGAGACGACAGCUCUACAGCGCCAACACAGUCGAUGACUUCAACAGGCAGUGUCUGUCCUGCGACCUCGUGGAGAAUUGCACCUACUUCAGCGCAUCCUUCAGCCAUAACAUGGACUUCUUCUUGCUCAAGUGCGAAGGCCCUGGUGUACCCACUGUGACUGUCCAUAACACCACGGAUAAGAGAAAAAUUUUUGACUUGGAAGCAAAUGAGCAUGUGCAGAAGGCCAUCAGUGAUCGGCAGAUGCCUAAAAUUGAGUACCGGAAAAUCGAGAUAGAAGAUUACAACUUGCCAAUGCAGAUCCUGAAGCCGGCCACCUUCACCGACACGGCCCACUACCCCUUAUUGCUGGUGGUGGAUGGUACCCCAGGGAGUCAAAGUGUGUCAGAGAGAUUUGCGGUGACCUGGGAAACCGUGUUGGUGAGCAGCCAUGGAGCAGUGGUUGUCAAGUGUGACGGCCGAGGAAGCGGCUUCCAGGGAACCAAGCUCCUGCAUGAAGUACGGAGGCGCCUGGGAUUCUUGGAGGAGAAGGACCAGAUGGAAGCUGUGAGGACCAUGCUGAAGGAGCAGUACAUUGACAAGACACGAGUGGCCGUGUUUGGGAAGGAUUAUGGUGGUUACCUGAGCACUUACAUCCUCCCAGCCAAGGGAGACAAUCAAGGCCAGACUUUCACCUGCGGCUCAGCGCUCUCUCCAAUAACAGACUUCAAACUCUAUGCCUCUGCAUUUUCCGAGCGGUACCUUGGCCUCCAUGGACUCGACAACAGAGCAUAUGAGAUGACCAAGCUGGCACACCGAGUGUCCGCACUGGAGGACCAGCAGUUCCUGAUCAUCCAUGCCACGGCUGACGAAAAAAUCCAUUUCCAGCACACAGCUGAGCUCAUCACACAGCUGAUCAAAGGAAAGGCCAAUUACAGCUUACAGAUAUACCCAGAUGAAAGCCACUAUUUCCACAGCGUGGCACUCAAGCAGCAUCUGUACCGGUCCAUCAUCAACUUCUUUGUGGAAUGCUUCAGGAUCCAGGACAAGCUACCCACAGCCACAUCAAAAGAGGAUGAGGAGGAGGACUAAUGUUGCUUGAGACCUAAGCACAGACAUGGCUCUUUCUACAACAAUAUGCAACUGAGGAACCCUCCCCCACCACCACUCUUCCUCCAAGGGCAGUGGAAGUGGGGGUGUCGGCGUUCCGUAGCAUGUGUCUCGAUACUGAAGGCCAUUUGGGUGGGGGCGACAAGCUCUGGUGGGAACCACAUAGCCUGGAACAACCCCACCUCAGCAGCAUCGCCUCCUCCUGGCCCCCAAUGACUGGCACAUCCCAUGCCCUCUCCCCCGAGGGGACAAAGUGAAGGACAAUGACAGUGAGGGCACACUUUGAGCCCUUACGUCCAAGCUUUCUCUCUGUAGCAUUGAGACCCGCCGUCUGCAUUCACACACUGCAUCUGUGCCCUCAACUGUGAGUCCUGUCUGGCUUCCUGUCUGACAGAGCUGUGCCAUGGGAACAGGACAGCAUGGUUGUCUCAGCAGUGUUCAUACAUGCCUGGCCCCUUUCUGUGGUUAGAAGAGCCCCCACUGUCCCUAUCUGCACCCAGAAAACAGGUCUUUUAUGUACAAAGUAAGACUGUAACUCUGCCCAUGGUUAACCUUGUAGAAUUACUUUGUAUUUUUCUAUGGUUUUAACUGGACACCCCACUGUCUCGGCCCCUGGACUGUCUCACUCCGAGCAUUCUUUCUUUCGGUCUUCUGUUGCUUUGCUAUGCUUUCCAUGUCGUACUUGUUUGGAUAAAGAGAUCAUUCUGGAACACCUGCUGUCUCUGUUAGACUUGGUGGAGGUAUUGCAGACACCAAGGACUCAGAGCACCCAGCAGCACUCACUAAAAGCUCAUCAGUCAAACCUUCUUCCCCCUGAGUGGAGCUGGGACUCGCCUAUGGCUCCCCAUCCAUCCCACAUGAACUUAAACUGCUACUCUUUCCCCUCCUUGAUCAGCUGUCUGCUCUCUCCAGGUGACAUUAGGUUAAAAAUCACAAGACAGAAGGUUGGUUCCACUCUUAGGUCUGCUGAGUAAUAAACCGGACCAGGUCAUCACCAGCUGCCCCAGGCUGGCUCCCCCCUCCUGCUCUGACAGUGCCGUCGGUGAGCCCCACCCUCUCUCAGUAGCCUUGUAAGAUACACUACCGACCAGAUGUGUGACCACUGCCACCCAUGUAUAUUUCGUUUCAUUGUAUAUAAAGCAAGAAAUGUGUGUCUGGCGUUGUGCAGUCCCCUCCCCCUCCCAGGCCUAUCCUUGUGUUGAACUUGCAUGCAGACACCUCUCUGGCUGAUCUGGCCUGUCCAGAAGUGCUAGUUUGAAAUAUAUCCAUUGCCAUUAUUUCCUUUCAGGACUUUUGACAACCUGUAUGCUGGUACGAACCACCCCAGGUUCCACUCCUGCUGGGGUGUCCUGAAACCCUGUCCUCAGAGAUGUGUCCAUGUUUUUUGUUUUGAUUUUGGGUAUUUUUUGUUUUGUUUAUUUUUUUUAAUGUUUGUGGGUUUUGAUUCCGUCCACACAAGCACUGGCUCUUGUUAGGUCUGUUGGAAGAGUUGUAUCCUGGGGUUUUCCACAGAAGAUGUGUCACACUGAUGAGAAGGGACCUCAUGCUGACAGACAGACAGACAAACAGACAGACAGACAGACAGACCAUGCUUUCACUACUUCAACAGGCUCAGCUGGCAGCAAAGCCCAGGAGGUCUGAAAGGGGGAGUCAGCUCUGGCUGCAAGGACAGGUCGGAGGGCGACGGGGAUGAGGCAUGGUAGCGUUUGUCAUCCAUGGAAUAAAACAUUAUUUUACCAC